GAGAGAGAGGAGGGAGACACACAGAGAGAGAGAGGGAGACAGAGAAAUAUAGGGAGAGAAAGAGAGGAGGGGGACACAGAGAGAGAGAGAGAGAAUGAUGCAGGAUCGGCGCGGUUAGCACUCCUCUAUCUGCUCGGACACAGACGGAGUUUCUCUGCCAGACUCUCGCUGAUGUCAGGAUGUCGGUGAACCCCCCCAACAGCAAUGAUGCGUGCCUCAGCAUCGUGCACAGCCUCAUGUGCCACAGACAAGGCGGGGAGAACGAGGGCUUCGCCAAGAGGGCGAUCGAGAGCCUGGUGAAGAAACUCAAGGAGAAGAAAGACGAGCUGGACUCUCUUAUCACUGCCAUCACCACCAACGGGGUCCAUCCCAGCAAAUGUGUCACCAUCCAGAGGACGCUGGACGGCAGGCUGCAGGUGGCUGGACGUAAAGGUUUCCCCCAUGUGAUCUACGCCCGCCUGUGGCGCUGGCCGGACCUCCACAAGAACGAGCUGAAACACGUCAAGUUCUGCCAGUACGCCUUCGACCUCAAAUACGACAAUGUUUGUGUUAACCCCUAUCACUACGAGAGGGUGGUCUCCCCGGGCAUCGUGGGCCUCAGUCUUCAGAACACAGGUCCCUCCGGCAGGCUGAUUAAGGAGGAAUAUAUCCAUGACUGUAUUCAGAUGGAUGUUCCGCCAGGUUUGCCUCCGCAGCCCGACCACCAGGGGGCGAUGAAGCUCCCUCCUCCGGAGCACUACAGCCAGCCGCUGCCACCGUUACAGCUGCCACCUGAACCUCCUCGGGGCCCCCCGCCCGUCACACUUUACCCCAACAUGCCUCUCUCACCCACCGCAUCUGGCUCUAUGUUGCCUAUGCAGGGUGGUCACAGCGAGGGUCUUCUGCAGAUUGCAUCUCCCCAGGCUCAGGUCAUGACCCCCACACCACCCCCCUCCACACCCACUCACGGACCCCCCCAACCUCCAGCCCCCCAACAGCCUCCUCCGAAUCAGAACGGCUACAACGGCUCCAAGCACACGCAGAGCCAGGGCUCCUUCCACACUACAUGGACAGGCAGCAGCACGGCCUCCUACACUCCCGUAGGACCCCAGCAAAACAGCCGCGGUCACCAGCCCCCUCUACACCACCCCCACUUCUGGUCUCAGCAUCACAGUUCACCUUCAUUCCCUCCUCCAGUCUCCAACCAUCCAGGGCCGGAGUUUUGGUGCUCCAUCUCCUAUUUUGAGAUGGAUGUGCAGGUGGGUGAGAUGUUUAAGGUGCUGUCCAGUUGUCCCAUUGUGACAGUUGACGGUUAUGUGGAUCCGUCAGGAGGAGAUCGCUUCUGCCUCGGCCAGCUGAGCAACGUCCAUCGCACCGACGCUAGCGAGAGGGCCAGGUUGCACAUCGGGAAAGGCGUGCAGCUGGAGUGUCGGGGUGAAGGAGACGUGUGGAUGCGGUGUAUGAGUGACCACGCUGUGUUCGUCCAGAGUUAUUACCUGGACAGAGAGGCAGGGCGAGCCCCAGGGGACGCUGUGCACAAAAUCUACCCAGGAGCCUACAUCAAGGUGUUUGACCUCAGGCAGUGCCACAGGCAGAUGCAGCAGCAGGCAGCCACAGCUCAGGCAGCAGCGGCGGCUCAGGCGGCCGCGGUGGCCGGCAACAUCCCGGGUCCAGGCAGCGUCGGGGGCAUCGCGCCUGCAGUCAGUUUGUCUGCGGCUGCAGGAAUCGGUGUAGACGACCUGCGGAGGCUGUGCAUCCUGCGGCUCAGCUUCGUGAAGGGCUGGGGGCCCGACUACCCGCGGCAGAGCAUCAAACACACCCCCUGCUGGGUGGAGGUGCACCUGCACCGCGCGCUGCAGCUGCUGGAUGAGGUUCUGCACACCAUGCCCCUCGCAGACCCUGGACCUUCUAACUGAGAAGAAGGAGAUAAAAGAACACACUAACAUACACUUAGGUAUACACUGAGUCGCCAGGUUAAUCGGAUUACCUUGUAUCUACACUCGGAGGCCAUUUUAUCAGAAACACCUACCAUAUAGGUGCAAUUUGCAGGGUUUUUUUUAGUCAAUCGGUUUCCUGGUUUGCAUUUCAAAUAUCUUUCCAAGAAAGCUGGCUUCAUACUUUGAUUAGAAAGCAUACAGUAUCAUAAACAUACAGUAAUUACUCUUCAGUAAUUAUGAAUAGAUCAAUACUGUCUGGAAAUAUUGCUUUAGGCUCAGCUAAUCACAAAGUGUUCAAUUUUGAUUUUUAUUUUUAAAAGAUCAUUUCUUCACUGUUGAGAAAACCGUACUCUAUUUUGGUUGUUUUUUUGUAUAUGUAUAUCGCUGUUGUCAGGACAAAACCUCGUAUCUCCGUUUUUUGACGUUUUUCAGCAUUUGAUAUAAUUUGAAAAAACCUGUUGCUCUUUACAUUGUAUGUAAAUUUCAUGAUGAAUGGACUAAAAAAAAUGGCCCAAAAUGACUGGUUCCAUUGACUUACAUUAAAAGUAAAGUAUGUUUUUUCCUUCUCCUGUAAAGUCACCAUUUUGGAGAUACCAGGUUUUCUUCCGACAACAGCGAUAUCAUUUAAAAACACCAGCUGCCCUUUACAUUGUCACAAAAAUUCAUAAUGAGUGAUAAGAAUUUUCCAAAAUUAUCCGGGAAAAAACUUUUUACACUCACUUCCAAUACAAGUUCAGAAUGUUUUUCCGUCUCCUAAAAUGUACUAUUUUGUAGAUGCAAGGUUUUGUUAUGACAGUGAAGAUGUACAUAUUUAUAUUUAUUCUGAACAAAAAUAUAAACGUUCUACUGAAAAGAUUUUACUGAAAUUCUGGGUGUGUUGUGAAACAGAAUUCCCACAUUAGCAGCACAACACAUUUCUAUGGAACAAGAUCUGUAUUUUUGUUUUAUCAAACUGCUGCCAAAUGUGAGCAACACCAAAAGUGGUGCAUUUAUAUCUUUAUUGUGUUUAAUAUAACAGUGAUAUCUCUAUCACAGAUUCAAGCAAAAUCUGUAGUGUCACCACAAACCACUAGAGGGUUGUGAAACCCUGGUUGGGAAACUCUAGUUCUUCACCAGCGGUCGGUUUCUGGAUAUUUUUGGGCGGUGAACCACUCUCAACCUAGCAGAGGCAAUGAAGUGUUUAAAAAUGCCAGCAACACCACCCAAGUAAUAUCUGGGGAGUGGUGGUCCCAUUGUGAUCCCUUUCCACUGGUGGACAGAGUAUAUGACUGUAAUUUUAUGGCGUGCACCUAUAUGGUGGGCGUUUCUAAUAAAGUGGCCGGUGAGUGUAUAUACAAGGUGGCUUUAUCUAAUAAAGUGGCAACUUAGUCUUUAUAUACGUACACAUGGCGACCGUAUUUUACACAGACAACACCGGUUUUACUUUUUAAUCCUCAUCAUAAUCCGAAAUGCAGACCUGUAACUCCUCAUUUGAGAUCCCUCAAAUUCUUGUUUUCCAAAGGUUUUGCCAUAGAGUUCUCCUAUAGGGAUAUGCAGAUGCAUUUCUUUGCAGAAUACAGUUAUAUAAUGUACUUUAACACUGCAUACCUUCGGAUCAAUGCAAAAGUUUCCACAGGGUUUAUUGCAGAUUAAGUUCAGGGAAAAUAGCUUUACUGUCCGUACACCUCUCCGAGCUUUUGCACAUCACCUGAUUAUAGUAAUAAUACAGAGCAGACUGCAGCAGGGUUUGCAAUACUUUUAAACCUGUUCCAAAACAAUGAAUUUAGGGGGAUCGAGUGGCAAAUCAUGUUAUUUGUCAGUAUGCACACCACACACCGUGCAAAAGUCAGAGACCACCCUUCAUUUAAUUUCUUGAAGUCAAAAUAGGCAUCGAGUACAAGUGAUUCAUUCUUCAGCAUCAGGAAAUAUAUUUUAUUAACAAAAACUAAAUAUACAUUUUUCAGUAUUUAGUGAGUCACUCUUUACCUUUAUUCCAGCUUCCAUUCUUUUCAGGAGACUUACUAUCAGUUUCUCAAAGAAUCU
Molecule: messenger RNA, 3938 nt
Organism: Colossoma macropomum (tambaqui)
Lineage: Eukaryota; Metazoa; Chordata; Actinopteri; Characiformes; Serrasalmidae
Exons: 12
Coding region: 180-1895 (571 amino acids)
Biological process (GO): SMAD protein signal transduction; regulation of transcription by RNA polymerase II; cell differentiation
Cellular component (GO): heteromeric SMAD protein complex
Molecular function (GO): RNA polymerase II cis-regulatory region sequence-specific DNA binding; I-SMAD binding; DNA-binding transcription factor activity, RNA polymerase II-specific
Source: RefSeq, a predicted model, not a curated record